AUGGACGGCACAAACAACACGACAGAUUGGUUUUUGUUUCAGAACUUUUCAAACUCGACGCAGCCCAAGGAAGAGGAGGUGAAGCUGAGUUACCAGGUGGUCACGUCCUUCCUGCUCGGCGCGCUUAUCCUGUGCGCAAUCUUUGGGAAUGCGUGCGUAAUCGCAGCCAUCGCCUUGGAGCGCUCUCUCCAGAAUGUGGCAAACUACCUGAUCGGUUCUCUGGCGGUGACAGACCUCAUGGUGUCCGUACUGGUGUUGCCUAUGGCGGCGCUCUACCAGGUGUUGAACCGGUGGACUCUCGGGCAGAUCCCGUGCGACAUCUUCAUCUCUCUGGAUGUGUUGUGCUGCACUUCAUCCAUCCUGCACCUGUGCGCCAUUGCCCUGGACAGAUACUGGGCGAUAACUGAGCCCAUAGACUACAUGAAGAAGAGGACACCGAGGAGAGCGGCCGUCCUCAUCAGUGUCACCUGGCUCGUAGGAUUUUCCAUCUCUGUGCCGCCAAUGUUGAUCAUGCGCUCCCAGCCCAGCAGCAUGGCAGAGGACAGGGCGAACCCCAAACAGUGCAAGAUUAGACAAGAUCCCUGGUACACAAUAUACUCGACAUUUGGGGCUUUUUACAUCCCGCUGACACUGAUGCUGGUUUUAUACGGGCGAAUAUUCAAAGCGGCAAGAUUCCGAAUAAGGAGGACUGUGCGUAAAACGGAGAAAAAGAAAGUUACCGAUUCUUGCUUGGCCAUAUCCCCCGCGCUUUUCCACAAAAAGACUCAGGGAGACGCGCAGGGAAAGACCUGGAAAAGAAGCGUGGAGCCCCGGCCGCUGCCGAGCGUCAACGGCGCGGUGAAGCACGCGGAGGACGGCGAGUCUCUGGAAAUCAUCGAAGUGCACAGCAACUCCAAAGGUAACCUGCCGUUGCCCAACACCAUGAGCUCCGUGCCUUUGUUCGAGAACAGGCACGAGAAGGUGACCGAGGCAAAGAGGAAGAUAGCGCUGGCACGUGAGCGCAAGACUGUGAAGACUCUGGGCAUCAUCAUGGGUACCUUCAUCUUCUGCUGGCUGCCUUUCUUCAUCGUCGCCCUGGUCAUGCCUUUCUGCAAGGAGUCGUGCUACAUGCCCGGCGCGUUGGAGGAUGUCAUUAACUGGCUGGGUUACUCCAACUCUUUACUCAAUCCCAUCAUUUACGCCUACUUCAACAAAGACUUUCAGAGCGCCUUCAAGAAAAUCAUCAAGUGUCAUUUCUGCAAACCGUGA
Messenger RNA from Xyrichtys novacula (pearly razorfish), 1248 nucleotides. NCBI's taxonomy places the organism in Eukaryota, Metazoa, Chordata, Actinopteri, Labriformes, Labridae. The record is from the annotation of a GenBank genome assembly.